This is a messenger RNA of Rhagoletis zephyria (snowberry fruit fly), 446 nucleotides long. RefSeq names its product junctional adhesion molecule A-like. The record is from RefSeq and is a predicted model, not a curated record. NCBI's taxonomy places the organism in Eukaryota, Metazoa, Arthropoda, Insecta, Diptera, Tephritidae.
UUUACUCUCAGCCAGCGCCGACCAUCCAUCAUAAGACGACGGUGCCGGGCGUCAGACUGCUGGUCGAGGAUGAGAAUGAGAGCUGGAAAACAAGCGGAAAUCAAGGCAAAUUCGAAGAUGCAUUGGUGACGCUCCUUUCCGUGGACCUGGACACCGAGGGCAGCUACCGCUGUGUGGCCACUGCUGAUGGCAUCUUUGAGGCGGUGCGCCAGCAGAUCACGGUCGCCGUUUUUAUUCCACCCACCAGCCCUCCAAAGAUGACCACUGCCCACCAGCGAACUUAUGGAAUUGGCGAUCGUGUCUCACUGGGCUGCACCAGCAGUCCCAGUCGGCCAAAAUCGAAAAUUAGCUGGUUCAUCAAUGACAUUCCAGUGCCGGAGGACUAUGUCAAGGAAGAGGUUUUGGACGUUCCAAAGAAAAAGAAAGAGGAAGAGAANAGGUCGUAA